Messenger RNA from Panthera uncia (snow leopard), 2168 nucleotides. It is a transcript of the gene ADTRP, whose product is annotated as androgen dependent TFPI regulating protein. The transcript is spliced from 5 exons. Lineage: Eukaryota; Metazoa; Chordata; Mammalia; Carnivora; Felidae. The record is from RefSeq and is a predicted model, not a curated record. The coding region runs from base 221 to 967 and encodes 248 amino acids. Gene Ontology annotation, cellular component: endomembrane system; membrane.
GGUAUGACACUUCUGGCGCUCUCUCAGGGUCCUUCUGUUGAACCUGAGCAGGGCCCGGUUCUGCUGCCCGGCCCGAGCACAUGCUCGUCCUCUCUAAGGCAAUGCAGAGACCCUCACUGUCUCCCAGCAGUGUCUAAACUCAGCUCUCUGGCCUGCCCCGGGACUCCACCUAUGACCCACAGGAGGAGAAGGACGCCGAGGAGAGCUCCCUGAGACAUUCAUGGCUCCGAGGUCAGAGCUAGCCAUGAGGAGAACUUGCACAUGCAUUUACCACUUCCUUGUUUGGAGCUGGUAUCUUUUUCUCAAUUACUACAUCUCGCAGCAAGGAGGGGACCAGCGGAAAUCCAAAAUCUUUCUAAAUGGUGGACAGUGGAAAUACUUGACCUUCCUAAAUCUGCUCUUGCAGGCCAUUUUCUACGGGGUCGCCUGCGUGGAAGAUGUGCUGAAAAGAAUUAAAGGGGAAAGAGACCUUAAGUUCGUGACCGCCUUCAGAGACCUGCUUUUUACCACGCUGGCUUUUCCAAUAUCCACAUUUGUAUUUUUGUCAUUCUGGAUCCUCUUUCUCUACGAUCGAGAGCUCGUUUACCCGAAGGCCCUAGAUGGUAUCUUUCCAGAAUGGUUGAAUCAUGCAAUGGUGCUCGUGUUACCGAGCAGGAGAACAUUUCUGCAGGACACUGCUCUCUUGGAUGGUGUCUCCACUUACCCACACGCUGCACGCCCAUGGCAUGGAUUCCUGGCUCGGAGACGCUUCUCUGUCUUGAGUUUUGAAUUCUCCGCCCUGCCCUUCCUCUCCCUCUCACGAUCUAAUGGGCACAUUCGUGUACACGGGCGCUUGCUUUGCCGGCUCGUUCCUAAAUCUCGCCCACUCUGGUGCCCUAGCAGCGACCGUACUUUCUUACGAGCUGCCCCGUCUCACCUGCAGGUACUCAUGAGAUUCAUCCAUUUUCUCGAAGGUUUCAGGAAGUGAACACAUGGGGGCAAGAGACAGCUCUUUCUCCAGGGAGGUCCUGCACGCUGAGCCAGGAGGCCUGGGGGGCCACUGGGCUCCGGGAGUGGGAGUAAAAGCUUUGCUCAAAGUGGGCAUCCUGCUUUGAUGCUCAGUGAUUCUACAAGCGCAUGGGGCAUAUACUUACAGCCCUUUGGUUUGUUUAAAAAAAAUUUUUUUUAACAUUCAUUUAUGGAGAGACAGAGUGAGACACAGAGUAUGAGCGAUAGAGGGGCAGAAAGAGAGGGAGACACAGAAUGCCAAGCCGGCUCCAGGCUCUGAGCCAUCAGCACAGAGCCCCACGCGGGGCUCGAACUCACAAACUGUGAGAUCAUGACCUGAGCCGAAGUCGGACACUUAACCCACUGAGCCACCCAGGCGCCCCCCCUUGUUUGUUUUUAUAGAUAAAAUCCUUGUCCUAGUCCCGUGCUUUUGAGGGAGGGAUGAAUUAAGGAGCCAAAUGAGAGCAGAGCAUUUUUUUUUUAAUUUAUUUUUUAAUCUUUAUUUAUUUUUGAGACAGAGACAGAGCACGAGCAGGGGAGGAGCAGAGAGAGAGGGAGACACAGACUCUGAAGCGGGUUCCAGGUUCUGAGCUGUCAGCAUAGAGCCCGACGCGGGGCUCGAACCCACGAAAGCGAGUUCACGACCCGAGCCAAAGUCGGACACUUAGGCGCCCCAAGAGCAGGACAUUUUUGCGCCUUUGCUGGGCGUCCAGAUCGUGUCUGCCGUGUGCUGUGUGUAUGGGGCCAGAUGACGUAUGAUACAGACCUAGCCCCCGUCUUCGUGGAGUGUAUAGUCUAGAGAAGGGACAGAUAUUAAACAGUCUCCUAAAGUAAUGGAUAAGGACAAACUUUACGUAUUCUAUGAGAAAGACCCACAGCACAAUGUGGGUUUGUGGGUCAGAAAAAAGGCCUCUGUGAGGAUGAGUGGCGGGUAGCCGGGAGGGAGCAGGGGGCAAAAAAGGAGUUCAGGCAGAGGUAAGCGCACAUGAAGCCCCCAGGGCGGAAGGAGCUCGGGGCACAGAGGAAGGGAGAGCAAGGGAGAGGUGCCGACCAGGUCGGAGAGCAGCUGGUGGGGUUGUCGGGGCCAGAGCAUGAAGCCCCGUGGACACCAGGCUGAGGACUGUGCGUCCUGUUUUUCUUGCCAUGGGAAGGCUCUGCGGAAUCAUUGCCGGGGGGGGGGG